AUGAAAUAUGUUAUUCCUUGCUUCAUCUUUCGGCUGUUUUCCCCUCCUGUUAAAGCCUGAAUUUCCCCUCAACCAGGCCUCUCUUUUCCACUUCACAUCAGAUAUUUCUCCCCUACUUCACUGCUAAUUUCACCUCGUUUGGAUCGUUUCCCAGUGGCCAAGCCAGCCCACCUCUCCCCACUCUCCACUGCUAGUCAGGUCUCAACCUAGCUAUACCACACUUAGCGUCCAAGUUUCCAUGACGCAGUUCACACCAACGCUACCACCUUUGCACCAUGUCACGCCCCUUUCGAACUCAAUCAGCAAUAACAACAACAUUCAAGUUCCUAGGACGACGAAUUCAUGGCCGAAAUUCCAACAAUCCAAGGCACUAGUUGGCUUUGGCGAUGCUAAUUGCAUGGAACAGUUGCUUAUUCACUGCGCCGACGCCAUGGAAGCCAAUGACGUCACUCUCGCCCAGCAAAUCCUCUGGGUUCUGAACAACAUCGCACCUCCCGACGGCGACUCAAAUCAGCGUCUCGCGGCCACCUUCUUGAGCGCCCUCACCUCACGCGCCGCCAAAUCUGGGAGCUCCAAAAUGUUAGCCGCCGUCACAAGCGCCCGCAACACCGGUCUCGCCAUUCAAACGCACCGCUUCUCCAUCAUCGAGCUUGCCAACUUCGUUGAUGUCACCCCCUGGCAUCGUUUCGGCUUCACAGCAGCUAAUUUGGCCAUUCUAGAAGCCACGGAAGGUUUCUCCACCAUUCACAUCGUUGACCUCAGCUCAACACACUGCAUGCAGAUUCCCACCCUAAUUGACGCCAUCGCUUCUCGCCAUGACGUCCCUCCUCUGAUCAAGCUGACGGUAGUGGGUGCUUCUAGAAACAUCCCACCUAUAAUCGACCUUUCCUAUGACGAACUGGGUUCAAAGCUGGUCAAUUUCGCAAAGUCCAAAAACGUCGUGAUGGAUUUUAGAGUGAUUUCUUCUACUCACGCAGAUGGAUUCGCUGCUUUGAUCCAAUAUCUUGGCGUGCAGCGUCUCGUGACGGAAGCUCUGGUGAUAAACUGUCACAUGAUGCUUCAUUGUAUUCCUGACGAAACCCUAUCCGCCACUUCCACUUCAUCCCUGAGAUCACUGUUCCUGAAGGCUUUGCGGAGUUUGAACCCAACGCUUGUCGUUUUGGUGGAGGAGGACGCGGAUUUGACACCGAUGGAUUUGGUGUGCAGGCUGAGGGCUGCGUUUAAUUAUAUGUGGAUACCGUACGACACGAUGGACACGUUUCUUCAACGAGGAAGCGAGCAAAGGCAAUGGUACGAAGCGGAUAUGUGUUGGAAGAUUGAGAACGUGAUGGCGCAUGAAGGGGUUGAGAGAGUUGAGAGGCUGGAGAGUAAGAGCAGGUGGGAGCAGCGAAUGAGAGAUGCGGAGUUCCAGGGUAUUAGCUUCAGCGACGACGCCGUUUCGGAGGUGAAGGCCAUGCUGGACGAGCAUGCAGCUGCGUGGGGAUUGAAGAAGGAAGAGCAGCAUCUUUUGCUAACGUGGAAAGGACAUAAUGUCGUCUUUGCCUCUGCUUGGUUUCUUGCUUGAAUUAAUGAACCUUUUUCUCACUCUGUACUCUAAUCAAUUCACGUCAACUUCGUCA
Prosopis cineraria is the source of this 1619-nucleotide messenger RNA. Its product is annotated as scarecrow-like protein 32. Lineage: Eukaryota; Viridiplantae; Streptophyta; Magnoliopsida; Fabales; Fabaceae. The transcript has 3 exons. Bases 239 to 1564 code for a protein of 441 amino acids. Gene Ontology annotation, cellular component: nucleus. The record is from RefSeq and is a predicted model, not a curated record. Gene Ontology annotation, biological process: regulation of DNA-templated transcription. Gene Ontology annotation, molecular function: DNA-binding transcription factor activity; sequence-specific DNA binding.